AUGGAAAUGCGAAUCAUCAGAGCCGUGGUCAAGACCUUCAAGUAUUUCUUUGGCGUGAGGUUUGAGGUGAAGGGACUGGAGAACUUCAAGGUGGAGGGCCCUGCUAUCAUUGUAUCCAACCACCAGAGCAUCCUUGACAUGAUGGGGCUGAUGGAGGUCCUGCCUGACGACUGUGUCCAGGUGGGCAAGAAGGAGCUGAUGUACGCUGGCACUGUGGGGCUCAUCAUCUACCUCGGUGGUGUCAUCUUCAUCAACAGGAAGAGCACAACCAGUGCCAAGAUGGUGAUGGCAGAGGUGGCCAAGAGUAUGACAACUGACAACGUGAAGGUGUGGGUGUACCCAGAGGGCACAAGGAACUGCACAGGGGAUUUGCUGCCAUUCAAGAAAGGAGCAUUUCACCUUGCCAUCCAGGCACAGGUACCAGUGAUCCCCGUGGUAUAUUCCUCUUUCACCACCUUCUAUAACCCAAAGACAAAAUUAUUUACAUCAGGGAAAAUUAAGGUUGAGGUUCUGCCUCCAAUAGAGACCAAAGGCCUGACAUCAGAUGAUGUCUCCGACCUCACUGACAGAUGCUUCCACACCAUGAGGGAGACCCUCUUCAGGCUGUCAGGCAGUCCUAGUGAAGCAAAGAAAUCAUCAUAGAUGCUUCUCCAGUGGCAUCACUGUGUGGUGGUGACUGAAGGGACCUGUCUGUUGCCAAAUACUGAAGGAACGUCUCUUCCUCUGCAGCGACUUCUAAUUCUGGGAAUGCCACAGACUGGUACACACAGGGAGUCCAGCGAACGCUGAGGUUCCCUGUUGAGUGGAUUUCUCUUAUGGGUUCAUUAU
Molecule: messenger RNA, 828 nt
Organism: Charadrius vociferus (killdeer)
Lineage: Eukaryota; Metazoa; Chordata; Aves; Charadriiformes; Charadriidae
Gene: AGPAT2
Product: 1-acylglycerol-3-phosphate O-acyltransferase 2
Exons: 6
Coding region: 1-642 (213 amino acids)
Biological process (GO): phosphatidic acid biosynthetic process
Cellular component (GO): membrane; endoplasmic reticulum
Molecular function (GO): 1-acylglycerol-3-phosphate O-acyltransferase activity
Source: RefSeq, a predicted model, not a curated record